GUAGUAAACUAUUAUUAGCCUUUCUAUUUAUAGUGGCUGAGAGACGGGCGGACAUUCUCGUACCACGUUCAAAACGGCAAGUCGAUCGAUCUGAAACCACAGAUCGAUCGACGACCAGCAGAAGACGACGUACGUGAAACCGCGAGACAGUGCGAGGACGACUGGGGUGUGGCGGUGCGAUCCAUCGACAAGGCCAUGGGACAACGGCGCUUUGAGGACGAACGCGCAGCUCUGGCGACUGUGGCAAGCUUGCUGCUCAUCCUAACGACAGCCCAAGCUGCUGCUGCUGCUGCUUCUGGACGCCAUCUGUCUUUGCCCACGCAGAAGGCGGCGGCGGCGCGCAUGAACGACACCAGUAGUAGUGACAUGCAGGUCAUCACACCCGCGCCGCUCGCUAUCUCGACGGCGGCUCGAAUGGGGCCGGACGGGUGCUCCGGGGAGGACGUGGCGGUGUACCAGAGCAGCGCCAACCCUCUGCCCAGCGGCAUCCCGGCCUACACCGUGCGCAUCAUCAACGUCUGCAGCGGGGGGUGCACCGUCUACGACGUCCACGUCUCCUGCGGCGACUUCGCGUCCACGGAGCUGGUCGACCCGGCCAAGUUCCAGCGCGUCGGCUUCAACGACUGCGUCGUCAAGGGCGGUGGCGCGCUCGAGCCCAGCGAGACCGUCUCCUUCCAGUACUCCAACUCCUUCUCGUACCACCUCAGCGUUGCGUCCGUCGCUUGCCGUUAGAUAACUGCUGGUGAGCCAGUGCCGUUAAAUAACUGAAGCCGUCGGCCCGUGAUGAUAUAUAUAUAA
Messenger RNA from Zea mays, 798 nucleotides. Its product is annotated as TPD1. Gene Ontology annotation, biological process: cell fate determination. The coding region runs from base 196 to 732 and encodes 178 amino acids. Lineage: Eukaryota; Viridiplantae; Streptophyta; Magnoliopsida; Poales; Poaceae. The record is from RefSeq and is marked validated. The transcript has 2 exons.